Messenger RNA from Neopsephotus bourkii (Bourke's parrot), 806 nucleotides. RefSeq names its product serine/threonine-protein kinase pim-1-like. Lineage: Eukaryota; Metazoa; Chordata; Aves; Psittaciformes; Psittacidae. Gene Ontology annotation, molecular function: protein serine/threonine kinase activity; ATP binding. Gene Ontology annotation, cellular component: cytoplasm. The record is from RefSeq and is a predicted model, not a curated record. Gene Ontology annotation, biological process: protein autophosphorylation. The transcript is spliced from 5 exons.
CCGGCGAGGGGGCCGGGAUGCUGCUCUCGAAAAUCAGCUCGUUGGCCCAUCUGCGCUCCGGGACCGGCGGGGAGCUGCACGCCGCGAAGCUGCAAGCGGGGAAGGAGAAGGAGCCGCUGGAGCAGCUUUACCGCGUGGGACCGCUGCUGGGGAGCGGCGGCUUCGGGUCCGUGUACUCGGGGGUCCGCCUGUCCGACAGCGCCCCGGUGGCGAUCAAACACGUGGCUCGGGACGCAGCAGCAGCCUCGCCUGUAACGGUCGGUGCUCCCCCGGUUCCGUGCUGCCAUCUUCCGGCACCGGCGGCUUUUCCUUACAACCCAAAGUUUGUCAACAAGAGAACACGCGUGUACAGCCCGCCCGAGUGGGUCCCUUACCAAGGCCGUCCAGCGGCCGUCUGGUCACUGGGCGUGCUGCUUUAUGACAUGGUCUGUGGGGAUGCCCCCUUUGAGUUUUAAGAGGACAUCAUCAGCCGGGAGCUCUUCUUCCGGCGCCGGGUCUCUGUCGAGUGCCAGCACCUCAUCCGGUGGUGUUUAUCCCUGCACGCUUCCGACAGACCAUCCCUGGAAGACAUUUUCAACCACACGUGGCUGCAAGCCCUUCACCUGCCCCAGGAGACAGCCGACAUCCACCUGCACAGCCUCAUCCAGGAGCCUGGCAAGUGACAGCUCCAGGCGGCUCCUGGCCAGAAGCAGCAGAGAAUCCCAGACUUGUUCUGCUGAGCACAGAACUGAGCAAGGAUCCUCAGACACGACCAUGCGCAUCUUGUCCUGGACUUUCUUUUGUUUUGAUUUGGGUUUUGAGUCGGU